AUGUAUAAUACUAGCUCUGAAGAAGAAUGUGGCAAUAUUUUAUCAAGUGAAGACGAAGAUCAACCAAAUAUGGGAAAAUCAAAAAAGAGAAUUCAAUUCAUUGUCCUGGAAAAAUUUUCAUUAAAGAAAUUAAAUGCAGCUCAAAAAAGAAAAUUAAAUAGACAGAUUUACGCCGAAGCAGAGUGGAAAAUUGAUAAAGGAAAUUGUGUUCGUGCGAGAAAUUGUAAUGGUGAAUAUACAAAUGACAAUCUUUGUAUGAAAUGUCAGCAGUUAAGAUCAAAUGAAAAACUGGUGAAUCGUGUGAGAGUUAAAAAACCUGAUGAAAAAAAAUUUAAAGGUACACAAAAUCUUCAAUAUUUCGAGGAGGUUACUAAUUUUUUGAUAGUACUUGAAACUAUAUGUCCUCGUGCAUUAGAUUUAUUUAGGCAAAAUUUGGCUGGCCGUAAUAUUCAAAAUAUAAGAUUUUUGGAUAAGAUUAAUUAUAAAGGACCAAUUGCGGCUAUGAGCGAUAAUAUCAAAUUAAAACCUAGUUUGCGUCACUCUUCCCAACUUGGAUGUAUUAUUGAUCCUUCUGAAACAAUUGCAAAUCCCCAUAAAAAAUUAAUUUUAGAAAUAGCACCACAAUUAAAUAUUUCUAUACUUUCAAUCGGUUCAGAUGGUGCAGCAUCAGAGUUUCAUGCACAAUCAAUUAUUAUGGAUAUGCAAACAACAGAUAAAGUAGGAAUAAAAGAUAGAUUAUUGAAUAUUAAUUUUAGUUGUCCAAUUUUCCCCAAUGUUGUUAAUUCGCCAACUUCAGUAUUAUAUAAGGGUGAUGUAAUUAAACUUGAUAGACAAGAUGAUGGAGCAGCAUAUCGAACCUUUUUACUUCUUGUUAAAUCACAUAGAGAAUUUUAUACCGAAUUUCCUUUAUUACCUUGGAUGCAUGGUUCCGAAGCAUAUGAACAUAUAUUUGGAAUAACACGACAAAUCCGGACUGAUUUUGAUUUUGCCGAACUUUUACAAAUGAUUCCCAAAAUUUCUCAAUAUUCCAAAUCUAUAUGA
Molecule: messenger RNA, 1041 nt
Organism: Entrophospora candida
Lineage: Eukaryota; Fungi; Glomeromycota; Glomeromycetes; Entrophosporales; Entrophosporaceae
Source: the annotation of a GenBank genome assembly